AUGGCGGCCUUUCCUAACUGCAGUUUUGUGUUUAUGAUCCUUCUUGCCUGCCAUAUUUCCAACAUUCUAUGUAGACCCGAGGAGCCGGUGAAAGUCAAAGUUUUAAACGAUGGAGAUAGAACUAGAUUUGAUGGAUGUGCUUCUUUGCUCAGGGCAGGCUACAAUACCUCUGGAGUCUACAGGCUGACUCUCAAUGUCACAGAUAUCCUGGUUCCAUGCGAGUUUAGAGAUGGAAAUGCCUUCACUGUGAUUCUCCGCAGGUGGAGCAACUCCGUCUCAUUUAUACAAACUUGGGCUGCCUAUGAAAAUGGAUUUGGCCACCCACAGGACAAUUACUGGGCCGGGCUGGCCAAUAUUUACAUCCUGACUCUGCACGGAAACACCAAUCUUCAGAUAAACAUGCAGGACUGGAAUGGACACAGUGAAAAUGCUGUCUACUCACGGUUCUACCUGGAGCCACGGCCGACCAGGUACCGGAUGCAUGUUGGGUCAUACCGAGGUAGUUUACCGGAUGAGUUGUCCUUCCAUAACAACAUGCCCUUUUCCACGUUUGAUGCCCCAGAUCCUCACGGUUGUGCAGCCAACAUGAAGGCUGGCUGGUGGUACAACUAUUGUGCCUAUACCCUCCCAACUGGCAUCUACUACACUGGUGGCUGGUACACCCCGAGUGGUAGCAUGUACGACGGAAUCUUCUGGAAGGACUGGUAUGGCUACAACUAUUCCCUCAAGUUCAUCUCCAUGACGUUGUCUUCCUAA
Messenger RNA from Candidula unifasciata, 756 nucleotides. NCBI's taxonomy places the organism in Eukaryota, Metazoa, Mollusca, Gastropoda, Stylommatophora, Geomitridae. The record is from the annotation of a GenBank genome assembly.